Messenger RNA from Odobenus rosmarus divergens (Pacific walrus), 1056 nucleotides. It is a transcript of the gene MTERF4, whose product is annotated as MTERF domain containing 2. Gene Ontology annotation, cellular component: mitochondrion. Gene Ontology annotation, biological process: regulation of DNA-templated transcription; mitochondrial ribosome assembly. Lineage: Eukaryota; Metazoa; Chordata; Mammalia; Carnivora; Odobenidae. The record is from RefSeq and is a predicted model, not a curated record. The transcript has 4 exons. Gene Ontology annotation, molecular function: double-stranded DNA binding. Bases 1 to 1056 code for a protein of 351 amino acids.
AUGGCGGCGCUCGGCCGGCAGGUCUUCGACUGGCACCGCCUGGUCCCCCUCACUUGGGCCCGCGUUCCUAGGCAGACCCGUCGUGGAGAACAGAAAAGGACGUCUGCAUCUUUGUUGUGUAAACUGACCACAGCCUCCAAUGGAGGGGGCCUCGAGAAGUUAUCCCGCGUGGAAUCCAGAAAGUACAUGCAGGAACCAGAGCGCAGGACGAGUCUCCCACGGUGCCCCCAUGAGAAGCAGAGGACUCCUGUGGCUCCAGGAUUCCUGGAGCAAGAGAAGGUCAUCACUUCCCUCCUGGACAUGGGUUUCAGUGAUGUCCACGUUAACGAAUUGCUCCUUCUGUGGCCAAGUACGCACCCUCAACAGUUGUUGGACAUCAUUACAGAAUUACUACUCUUGGGUUUGAACCCAGAGCCUGUGUACGUGGCCUUGAAGAAAAGUCCUCAGUUGUUGAAACUGCCUGUAAUGCACGUGAGGAAGCGCUCCAGUUACCUGCGAAAGCUUGGUCUUGGAGAAGGGAAACUAAAGACGGUGCUUCUCUGUUGCCCUCAAAUCCUCACCAUGCAUCAGAGGGACAUUGACAGCAUUGUUGGUGUUCUCAAGGAGAAAUGUCUUUUCACGGUACAACAGGUGACCAGGAUUUUGCACAGAUGCCCCUAUGUUCUUCAGGAGGACCCCAGUGAACUGGAAUACAAAUUCCAGUAUGCCUAUUUUAGGAUGGGGGUUAAACACGCGGACGUGGUGCGGACUGACUUCCUGCAGUACUCCAUAACCAAGAUCAAGCAGAGACAUGUGUUCCUCGAGCGCCUAGGACGGUACCAAACCCCCGAUAAGAAGGGUCAGACACAGGUCCCCAACCCUUUACUUAAGGACAUUCUCAGAGUCUCAGAAGCUGAGUUUCUGGCCAGGACAGCCUGUUCUUCCGCUGAGGAGUUUGAAGUUUUCAAGAAGCUCUUUGCUCGGGAGGAGGAAGAGGGGUCUGAGAGCCACAUGCCUGACAACAAAAGCUUAAGUCUGGACGAGGAGGCUGAGAAUGAGGAGGAGGAGGAGGAGUGA